AUGGCUGAGCGCGAAGAACUUCCUUCUGACCGGCCGGUCAAGCGGCAGAAGCUGUCUGGUGAGGAGCAGGCACCCGCCGCCGCCGCCGUCGCCCCCACCGCGGCCAACGACGCCAAUUCCGAAGUCGAGAGAGAAAUCCGCGCCGGCAUAACGGCGCAUGUCAACCCCGAUGCGCCAGGCUUCGCAGGCGUGCUGAAGCAGCGCUACGUCGACUUCCUGGUCAACGAGAUCGUGCCCGACGGGCGCGUUAUCCAUCUCGAGGACGUACUCGGCGCCAAGAAGCCAGAGGAGCAGGCCGCCGAGGUGAAAGAGGAGGAAGCCGCUGAAAAGCAAGCAGAGAAGGAGCCUCCCAAGGAGGAGGGAAAAAAAGAGAUCUCGCCCGAGGACAUCGCCAAACUUCAAGCCACCUUCGGCGAGCGUGUGACCAACUUCGCCGUCUCGCUGUACGAAAAGGUCCUCAGCAACCCCCAGAAGAAAGCGCGCGACUUCGACUCGAUCCUCAGCGAGCCCUUUGCCGAGAAGGAGGACCGCACCGCCGCGCACCAGCUCAUCCGCGAAGUUUUCGCGGGCCGCCUCGACUCCUCGACGCAGAACGGCAACGCCAUCAAGGUCGGAGCGACGCCUCCCCGCAACCGGAACAACAACAACCGCGGCAAAUGGGGCAGCAACGAGAACGGCCCCAAAGGCAAGCUGGGCUGGGAUGAGCUGGGCGGUGAAUACCUGCACUUCACUCUGUACAAAGAGAACAAGGACACAAUGGAGGUCAUCUACUUCAUCGCGUCGCAGCUGAAGCUGCAGCAGCACAAGCACCUCUCCUUUGCCGGGACCAAGGAUCGCCGUGGCGUCACAGUCCAGCGCGUCGCGGCGAAGCGUGUGCGCGCUCAUCAGCUGGAGCCCAUUUCGCGGAGACUGAACAAUGCGCGCAUUGGUGGCUUGAAGCACGAGCAGCACCCGCUGUCUCUGGGUGAUCUGGCGGGCAACGAAUUCGUCAUCACGCUGCGCGACUGUCAUUUCCCCGGUGAAGAGGGAAAGACCUGUGCGGAGCGCGCUGAACUCGCAAAAAGCAUCGUCGGCCCCGCGCUCGAGAGUUUCAAUACACGCGGUUUCAUCAACUACUACGGUCUCCAGCGCUUUGGGUCGUUCGCUAGCAGCACCGACGCUGUCGGCGUGCGGAUACUGAACGGCGAUCUGAGUGGUGCGGUUUCGCUCAUCUUAUCCUACUCUCCGGAUGCUCUGGCUGCAGCUCAGGACCCGAACUCCACUGUUAUGGUCUCGUCAGAUGACAAAAACCGCGCCCUCGCGAUCCACACUUGGCACUCUGGCGGCCGCGCCGGCCCAGCUCUAGACCUCCUGCCGAAACGCUUUCAAGCGGAGAGGUCCAUCAUCCAACACUUGGGAUGGGAAGAGAAGCGCACGCGUGAGCAACGCCGCAAGUCGGAUUGGCAGGGUGCGCUGCAAGCAGUGCCACGAAACCUGCGCAUGAUGUACACGCAUGCUUACCAAUCGCUUGUUUGGAACUCAGUCGCUGCGACGCGUUGGCAGCGCUUUGGCGACAAGGUUGUCGCUGGCGACCUGGUAUUGGUCCAUGAGCACAGGGACAAGGAAGUCAAUUCUGAGCCUGCGGAGCCGGAGAUCGACGCGGACGGUGAAGUCGUCAUCUUGCCGAGUGGCGAGGACAUGGCGAAGGGCCCGGCAACCGAUGCGUUUGAGCGCGCCAGGGCUCUUAGCGCCGACGAGGCGGCGUCGGGGAAGUACAACGUCUUUGAUAUUGUGCUCCCUCUGCCCGGGUUUGACGUGGAGUACCCUGCGAACGAGAUUGGACAGUUCUACAAGGACUUCAUGGGUGACAAGGAGCGCGGUGGUGGGCUUGACCCACAUGAUAUGAGACGCCGGUGGAAAGACAUUUCUUUGAGUGGAGGUUACAGGAAGAUGAUGGCUAGGCCCGUCGGAGGUGCUGCCUUUGAGGUGAAGACGUACACAAAUGACGAGGAGGAUUUGGUGGAGACGGAUCUGCAGAAACUGGAGAAAGAGGGCAAGGCGACGCCGAGGCCGCCAAGGGAGGCUAAGACUGGUGGCGACGAGCAGAUGGAAGGGGUGCAAGAGGAAAAGGUUGCGGUCAUUUUAAAGUUCCAGCUUGGAACGUCUCAGUAUGCCACCAUGGCAUUGAGGGAGUUGAUGAAGGGAGGCGCGACGGCGUAUCAGCCCGAGUACAACGCGGGCCGGUAG
Aplosporella prunicola CBS 121167 is the source of this 2226-nucleotide messenger RNA. RefSeq lists its product as uncharacterized. The transcript has 2 exons. Lineage: Eukaryota; Fungi; Ascomycota; Dothideomycetes; Botryosphaeriales; Aplosporellaceae. Gene Ontology annotation, molecular function: RNA binding; pseudouridine synthase activity. Gene Ontology annotation, biological process: pseudouridine synthesis. The record is from RefSeq and is a predicted model, not a curated record. Bases 1 to 2226 code for a protein of 741 amino acids. Gene Ontology annotation, cellular component: nucleus.